AUGGGGGCGGCGGCGGCCGCCGCGGCGGCGGCUGGGGGGGGGUUCCUGGACCAGCCCCACCUGUCGGCCGCAGCCUUGACGGCGGACUUAGACCCACCCUCCGCGCGAUUGCAGCGAAACGUGUCGCUGCCCGGCGCGCUGCGGGAGGGCGGGGGGCACGGUCAAGGACAAGGGUUCGUGUCGACCCCGCCGCCCAGCUCCGGUGCGGAAGGGGGUGGGGGAUACUUCACGACCGUUCCGAACCCUCCGGGGGGCGGGAGGGGGGGCAGGGGGGGGGGGUGCUCGGUGGAAGAGGCUUACAACGCGGAAGGGGACGAAAUGUAUUUCACUCCGCAGCAUGGGACCGGAGGCACCCCACAGCACGGCAAACGAGGGACGGGCUUCAGUUUCCCCGCGGGCGGGGAGGGCGCGGGUAGCGGCGGGAGUAUUUAUGUAACCCCCCGAUCAACGCCGAGGCACAACGAGGGAGGCAUGUCUGUGGACAGAGGAGAGAGCAGGAGAGAGGCUUACGCGCACCUGGAGUCGUCGCGAGAACGAGACGGUUUCGAGGUCGAGAUCGAACGAAGACAGAGCGGCUUGACGUCGCUGGGCGGAAGCUUCCGAGGGGGAGGAGGAGGAGCCCCACCGGCGUCUACCCCUGCUGCCGCUGCCGCCGCUGCUACCGCUGCGGGUCCCAACCACGGGGCAGCGGGGGCGGCGUGGCCUCUCGAUACCGGACGGGAAACUUGGUCGUACUGA
Molecule: messenger RNA, 738 nt
Organism: Ectocarpus siliculosus
Lineage: Eukaryota; Phaeophyceae; Ectocarpales; Ectocarpaceae
Source: the annotation of a GenBank genome assembly